GUCUCAUACGCACGCUGCCAAGCACGCCGUUGCGUGGUGCGAUGUCUGCUGCUGUUGCAUAGCAAAACGUCGCAGUGCUUUUGAGAAGUGAGAUAAUAACCGCAGGCAGUUAUGUCGUUCUUCAUAAGAAAUGCAGGAGGGGGGAGUCGGUCUCAGCCACGCUUGAAAGACCGGAAGAAACGCGCUGGAAGUUCGGCGAAAGCAAACCAUGCCAGCAAAAAGAGCAGAGUACUCUCCAAGGGCAAACGUGCUGAUGAAAUUGUGUCGAGUGAAUCGGAAGCAGAAAAUGACAUCGUUCUCGGCCGUCAUCACGCCUCGGAGGACGAGGAAGAGCUUGAAACUGAGCAAGAGAAAAAGCUAAGGCUAGCAAAAAAGUACCUCGCCGAAAUUGAGAAGCAGGAGCGAGAAAAGCUUGAUGCCGAAGAAAUAGACCGCUCUGUUGUAUCUCAUCGACUGCGUACUGACUUACUAGAACAAAGCGGGCAACUUCACAAAAAGAUAGCAGAGAAGGUGCAAGCUGUGGACAAGGAGCGCAUUUUGACCCUUAAAGGGCACAAGCUGUCCGUAACAUGUGUGACAGUCUCGCACGAUGGCCAGCACAUCUUCAGUGGCUCCAAAGACUGUAGCAUAAUCAAAUGGUGCGCAAAGAUGGGCAAGAAGCUCUUCACCGUACCAGGUGCCAAGAAAAACCAAGAUCCAAAGUCUGGACAUGGAGGCCAUGUCCUGGCCAUUUCCAUUUCUUCGGAUGGCACAUACCUGGCAAGUGGCUGUCAACUCAAGGUUAUAUUUAUUUGGAACCCAACCACGAUGCAACGAAUCCACAUGUUCCAGGGUCACAGAGGUCCAGUUAUGGGCCUUGCUUUUCGAACUGGAAGCCACCAGCUGUACAGUUGCUCAGCCGACCGCUCUGUGAAGGUCUGGAACCUGGACGAGAUGGCCUAUGUGGAGACACUUUUUGGCCACCAGGACACAGUCACUGCGAUUGACAGCUAUACCCGUGAGCGGGCUGUCACCGCGGGCAGUCGGGACAACACGGUGCGCGUCUGGAAGAUCCCAGAGGAGUCUCAACUUGUCUACCAGAGUCAUAGUUGCUCUGUCGACUGUGUCAGAAUGAUCAAUGAGCAGCACUUUGUGUCCGGAGCUGAUGAUGGGUCACUCAGCCUUUGGGCUGCUCUAAAGAAGAAGCCAACUUGUGUGGUUCAUCAAGCACACGGUUCCCAGGAUGGAGCCCCACUCUGGAUUACCGCAGUAGCCGCCCUACGUUGCACAGACCUGAUAGCUUCAGGUUCCUGGAACGGAGAAGUGAAGCUAUGGAGUUCCGGAGAAGAGUGCAAAAAACUGAAAGAAGUCGCAAGCAUACCAGUGGAAGGGUUUGUGAAUGCCCUUGUUUUCAACAGUUCUGGAGAUAUCCUGGUAGCAGCAGUGGGUCAGGAACACCGGUUAGGGCGGUGGUGGAACUUGCGAGGAGCGAAGAAUUGUGUCGUAGUUCUCCCCCUCAUCUUCAAAGAUGUGUAAUAAAGUGACAUAGUAGUA
Dermacentor silvarum is the source of this 1533-nucleotide messenger RNA. RefSeq names its product U3 small nucleolar RNA-interacting protein 2 (gene U3-55K). Gene Ontology annotation, molecular function: protein binding; snoRNA binding. The record is from RefSeq and is a predicted model, not a curated record. Lineage: Eukaryota; Metazoa; Arthropoda; Arachnida; Ixodida; Ixodidae. Gene Ontology annotation, cellular component: small-subunit processome. The transcript is spliced from 14 exons. The coding region runs from base 112 to 1515 and encodes 467 amino acids.